Solanum dulcamara is the source of this 967-nucleotide messenger RNA. RefSeq names its product vesicle transport protein GOT1. Gene Ontology annotation, biological process: retrograde transport, endosome to Golgi; endoplasmic reticulum to Golgi vesicle-mediated transport. The coding region runs from base 234 to 626 and encodes 130 amino acids. The record is from RefSeq and is a predicted model, not a curated record. NCBI's taxonomy places the organism in Eukaryota, Viridiplantae, Streptophyta, Magnoliopsida, Solanales, Solanaceae. The transcript is spliced from 7 exons.
AUGAAAUACUUUUUUUUUGGAAAUAGAUCAUCGAAGAAACAAAUAGAAUUGAUAAAGAAAAAAAAAACAUUUUGGUUUUGGAAAAGAGAAAAGAAGAAAAAGAAGUGAGCAGUAGGAAUAGGAUAGAAAAGGUACAAUUUGCGCACAAAGAUCUGAAUUGUUGAGAGAAGCUGAAGAAAGAAUUUGAGUGGUAUUGCAGGCGGUUGCAGCUCUGAUUUUGGAAAAAGAGCGAGAUGGCAUAUGAAUUAGAUGAGCAAAAAAAGGUUGGGUUAGGUCUCAUCGGAUUUGGCAUCCUUUUCACAUUUCUUGCCAUAAUUUUGUUCUUCGACAGGGGUUUACUUGCGCUGGCUAAUAUACUUUUGUUGGCAGGUGUAGCACUUCUCCUGGGUUUGCGUUCCACAUUACAGCUCUUCAAAGUAAACUACAAGGGCACAAUAUCAUUUAUGCUUGGUCUCUUCCUCAUAUUCAUUCGCUGGCCAGUUGCGGGUAUCAUUGUGGAAAUAUAUGGAUGCAUUGUUCUCUUCAGUUGUUUCUGGCCAUCCAUCAAGGUUUUUCUUUUCCAGAUUCCUGUAUUUGGAUGGAUUCUGCAGUAUCCUGCUCUGCUUCUUGACCGCUUUCAGAGCUAACUGAUCAAUCUGCUCCAGUUAUCCUGUUUGAUUCCUCAUCAUCUUUUGAUGAGUUUUUGUGCAAAGGAGGAAGACUAUACUGCGCUAGGACGCAUCAAAGUUGUUUGUCAUGUAAUUCAGAUUGCUGUCUCUUUGACCUUCAAAUGUAUAUUAUAUGUAGAUUAGAAUUAUCAUUAGUUCUUAACUAGCAAUUCUUGUUCUCAAGUUUUCAAAUGGUGUUAGCAUAUGUCAUACUGCCUUAAUAGACCAUUUUCAGAGUACAGUGUGAACUUUUGCUAGUCCCCACAGCAAUGUUGGAAGGUCUCUGACUACAAUUUAUAUAAGAAAGGAGAUUCUACUUA